This is a messenger RNA of Penicilliopsis zonata CBS 506.65, 2379 nucleotides long. RefSeq lists its product as hypothetical. Lineage: Eukaryota; Fungi; Ascomycota; Eurotiomycetes; Eurotiales; Aspergillaceae. Bases 1 to 2379 code for a protein of 792 amino acids. The transcript has 5 exons. Gene Ontology annotation, cellular component: cytoplasm. The record is from RefSeq and is a predicted model, not a curated record.
AUGCCGUUUUUCAAAGAUCUGCGACGCCGUUCGCGGGCCAGCUUCCGGACCAACAAGUCCAGCGAGACUGCCUCACACAAUGGUGAGAUGACCUCGGGCAAGUCGUCUUCCACCUUGGAGUCGUCCUCUCGCAGCUCCAUCACCCCGCCUUCAUCCAUCCGCCCAAACUUGUCCUCGCCCAAUCUGCCGUCUUUGAACACGUUUAAUAUCAACGGCGGCAGCCCCAAUGGCAACGGCAGUAACGGCCCGCCCGUCCUCGUCACACCACGACCGGGCCUGUCGCCCAUCUCUCCCUCCCAGCGAAGCAGUACAUAUGGCGGAAGCAGCAACCUGUCUGUGAACGCUACAAUCCGCUCGCCCACCCCCACCUCCCCCUAUGCACCGAGGAUCAUUUCCGUUUCGGAGAAUUCAUGGGUUCAUCAAAAAGUUUUACUUGUUUAUGGUCAAAUCGGAGACCCCAGACAGCAUCCGCUGGACGGAACUGUCACCGUUUUCCACCACCAAGAUAAUUUUCCCUCCGUCAGCUGGCCUGUCACCGCCUCGCACUUCAAGACCCUCGUGCACCUGGUUCCGGGUCCCAACCGGCUGCGAUUCGACUUUUCCUCUCCCAAGCUUUCAUCGGGAAGCAAUCAUCCCGCCAUCCAUUCCACCUGGAUCUGCGUCAAUUAUCUGCCGUUGGUCAACUCGCCGCCGUUACAAUUGGUCAUCCUCCUCGGCCGGGACUCGGACGGCACCUUUGAUGCCCCCCCGGAACGCAUCCAGCGGGAAGGCAGUGGGCUGGACACCGCCAUCCGCAAGUACCGUAUGGCAGCAUAUCUGUGGCAGGCGUUCACGGGGGAGCAGAUGUUCCGCAACAAUCUGGGACGACGAUGCUUCCGCUUCGAGGAAGAAUGGCAGACGGGGACCUUGAACCGUCGCGAUGCGGUCAACGGACAGAUGCGCAACGAGGCCAAGAUCCAUAUUGUUCGCAGCGACAAGACCGUCGCCGAGCUGCGGGAUCUGAACAUCGCUCAGCAGUACGGGCCCGCCACGGAAAAGGGCGAGCUCUUCAAUAUCGCCAAGGACGCUGUGCGGAAGCACUUCAAUCCGCAGCCGGGCCAGAAGCAGUACGUCUCGGUGCUGUUGCUUGAUGCCCACUGGGACCCGGCCGUGCAGACCAUCACCGGUCACGCCGCGCUCGGUUCCGGCGGCGACGACAUCAAGAUGGCCAUCUUUGGCUCUCACUGUCUACAGAGCUAUCCGUCCAGUCUGGAAGAGGUCGUCGAUGCGUUCUCCGACUGCACCCGCACCGACCCCGAGUUCCUCGCCAACGACUGCGGGGAGGCCGGCUCGAACUGGGAGUCGGCUACCCUCGGCAUUGGCGCGCACCUGCACGAGGUCGGCCAUCUUUUCGGGUGCCCUCACCAGGAAUCCGGCGUGAUGCUGCGAGACUAUGUUCGACUCAACCGGACCUUCACCACGCGCGAGUCCUUUGCCACUCGCACCAAGACCCAAGGUCUCAAGAUCUGCCUGCCACAAGAUGAGUGUGGCUGGCACCGUCUGGAUGCGUUGCGAUUCCGUUUCCACCCCUGUUUCCGGCUACCCAACGAUGCCCCCGUUAGCUCAGACGAUAGCGUUCAGGUAUGGCCUGUCGAGAACGGGAAGAUCCUGUUUACCGCCUCGUCCGGACUGGCUUUUGUCGAGUUGUCCACCGACGGGGAUGACGUGUGUCACAACUUCAUCGAAUACCUCAACAGUGAGUCGAGCGGCAACGGACUGCCCAAGCAGAUCACCGUCACCGAAAGCGAACUACGUCAGCGGCUGUUUGGCACCGAAAAGGAGAAGAAGAAGCUCGUCAAACUUUCUGUCUUCUCGGGCGCCCUGGGCAGCUACACGGUCAACGAUGUCAGCACUCUAAAAUCCAAGCUGUCCCUAGUCAAACUGCCUGGCAGUCAGUCUGGCUUCAGGGGAGGAAAAUUGGGCUUCUCGCAACUUGAGGACAGCCAACCGGAACAGCUCCUCCUCGAGUGUGCUUUCAUCCAGACCAAACUUUUAACGUCCAUCAAAGUCUAUCAUGGCUUUGCGUUGGACGGGAUCGAGUUUUGCUACGAGGAUGCCACUAGUCAACUCUUUGGCAAGCGUGGGGGGAAGCCGGGCGGCGAUGAGUUUGUAUUUGAUACCCGACGUGGCGAAAUUCUCUUAGGCUUCUAUGUCCGAGCUGGUCUCUGGAUUGAUGGGAUCGAAAUUCUCACGAGCCUGGGAAGAAAAUCCGGUGUAUAUGGAAACGCCACCGGCGGUUCAGGGCACACAUUGAUCCCGCCGCUUGGGUACAAAAUCGCCGGCAUUUCUGGUUCCUGCGGUGCCUGGGUAGAUGGAUUCUCGCUGAUCAUCAUGCACUAA